Molecule: messenger RNA, 630 nt
Organism: Oryza sativa Japonica Group (Japanese rice)
Lineage: Eukaryota; Viridiplantae; Streptophyta; Magnoliopsida; Poales; Poaceae
Product: zinc finger protein GIS3
Molecular function (GO): DNA-binding transcription factor activity
Source: RefSeq, a predicted model, not a curated record
AUGGAUCCCUCAUCGGCUUCUUGGCCGGCUCCGGCUUCUCCGCCGGUGGAGCUGUCCCUGUCCCUGCCGGCGGCGGCGGCGAGGAACCGCGACGAGGCGGCGCCGACGGCGAUCGUCGACGGCAAGCAAGUGAGGCUGUUCCCGUGCCUCUUCUGCGCCAAGACGUUCCGCAAGUCGCAGGCGCUCGGCGGCCACCAGAACGCGCACCGGAAGGAGCGCGUCGCCGGCGGCAGCUGGAACCCCAACGUCUACGGCGACGGCGGCGGAUCAGCGUCCAUGCCCAUCGCCUCCCAUGGCGUCACGGCGGCGGGGAGUAGUACGGCAGCCGACGGCCGGUGGUGCGGCGGCGCUGCCAGCGACGACGACACAACGGCGGCGCCCAUGCCUUCCCUCGGCUCAGGCUCGGCGGCGCUCGGCGCCGGCGCCGGUUUCGCUUCGACCGAAAGGGGCUCUUCCGGCGGCGGCGUCGCCGGCGAGGAGCUUGUCCUCGAGCUCGGCCUCUAGAUCAUCUCUGUAGCUAGCGUCUACUACUACUUCGCCAUAUGCACGCAAUAAUCCAUCUCUAUCUCCACGAUCACCAUGAUCGGAUGAUCCGCACUAGUACGUCUUAUUACUCGAUCGAUCUCUCGU